CCUGUCAGUGGCUUCAGCAUUUUGUAUCAAUGAUUAGCUAUAAAUAGCAGUAAUAUUUCUCCAAUUAAAUACAGUUGUGAGUGUGUAAAACACAUGUGACAUCGGCCUUCAUCACCAUGCGAACGCCUACAUGUCCUGUUUAACUGUGAAAAUGGGAAGUGAUCUUAAGAGAGGAAAUCAUCACGCUUCAUGAAAACAGAUCUGCAGAAGCUCUGCAACCGCACUCUCAGUCACAGGACUACAGCUGCACUGACACACACACACACACGUCUAUGUGAAACUAAGACUGGCACAGGAAGCUUAUCAGCAUUGUUUUAAACUGAAGAAAAGAGAGACUCCCUGAUUAAAAACUAUUGACGAGUGAAGGAGUGAGAGAAGUAGCAUUUCAGGAAGGUAAGUUUAUGUUUUAUGAUCUGUUAUUUUCAGAGAGACAUAAAGAGUUCUUAAUUUCCAUGGUUCCACUGGUGUUUUGAUGAUGACAUUAUGUCAGUUCAGUUUUCUGAAUGCCUUCAGUGAAAAAGCUGUAGCUCCUCUCUCAUUAAAGACGUUGUGCCGGAUGAUGUCCUGAUACAUCUGGACUCCUCGGUGCUCUUUGUUGCUUUCUUGGUUUGACAUGGUCAAUACUGCAUGCUUUUAAGCACUCAGGGCUCCAGUAAUGUGCUCUCAUGUCUUUCAGGGCGUGUCAUGUUAUCUUCCUGGCAUGUUACCGCUAAUCUGACCUCUGCUGCGUUAAAUGAGCAUUUUAGGACGCAGCACAAUAAGGGCUCUCUGCAGGAUACUCUGUUGUGUACUGCUAUUUUCUUUUUGACUUGAAGAUCAGACUUUUAUUCAAAAAGACUGAAACAGGAAUACUUCCCUCUGUGGAGCGGGAGGUGGAAGUGAAGAUGAAGAAGAUGAAGAAGUCAGACAAUCAGUUUGGCUUCUCUCUGGAGGCAGACGACAGAACGGAGGAGGAGAAAUUGCGGCAGAAAGCUGCAAAGAAGUCUGGUCUGGUUCCUUCUCUGGGUUUGGGCCAGGAGGCGCCCAAGGCUCCCAUGGACACAGAUUACCAGGAGGAAAUGGAGGAGACUAAGCCUCAAAUCAGAUUCAAUCUCAACUUUGACAAAGCGAUUCGAGGUGAGGAGACGCACAGUAGCAAGAGAGACAGCAACACAUUCAGCAUCACUAAGCUGUUCGAAGCCGUGGCCUGCAGGGACGUCCAACAGCUGGCUGGCCUGCAUCAGUACCUGCACCAGAACAUGAAGAAACUUUCGGACUCUUUGUAUCAGUCCUAUGGUAAAACCGCCCUGAUGAAGGCUCUGCUGCACCUCAAAGACGGCAGGAAUGAAACGGUGGAGCUAUUGAUCAAUAUUUCAGAGAAGAUGGGCGACACAAUGGAAUUUGUGAAUGCGGCCUACACCAGCACAUACUACAAAGGGCAGACAGCUCUCCAUAUAGCCAUCGAGAGGAGGAGUAUUUCCUAUGUGAAGCUGCUGGUCAGUAAAGGAGCAGAUGUUCAUGCCAAAGCCUGCGGAAUAUUCUUCCAGCCACACGACGGCCCCAACUUUUACUUUGGUGAGCUGCCGCUGUCUCUGGCGGCCUGCACCAACCAACCUGAUGUGGUGGACUUCCUCAUGAAGAACCAGUACCAACGAGCAGACCCUAAGAUGACAGACUCUCAGGGCAACACUGUGCUUCACGCCCUGGUGGUGGUAGCUGACAACUCCCUGGAUAACACGGAGUUCAUCACCAACAUGUACGACCGCAUCCUCAAGACUGCUGCACAACUGCACCCCAAGCUGAAGCUGGAGGACAUCGAAAACAAUAAGGGGCUGACACCUCUCAAAAUGGCUGCCAAGACUGGCAAGAUCAUGCUUUUUUCACACAUCCUGAAACGGGAAUUCCAAGGGAGUGACACCAAACAUUUGUCGCGCAAAUUCACCGAGUGGGUUUACGGGCCCAUCAACUGCUCCCUGUAUGACCUGGCCUCUGUGGACUCAUACGAGGACAACUCGGUAUUGGAGAUACUGGUCUAUGGCAGUGACAUUCCUAACCGUCAUGAGAUGCUCCAGACGGAGCCCCUGAACAACUUGCUGGAGUCGAAGUGGAAGAUGUUUGCAGGUCGAAUGUUUUGUUUGAACUUCCUGGUCUACUUCCUGUACCUGAUCAUCUUCACUGUUAUAGCCUAUCAUAAGGAUGAAAAGAUGUCAUUAUCCAUCACACACAGCACAGUGGGUUACCUGUAUCUUUCAGGCCUGCUGCUGACAGCGGUGGCGAACUGUUUUUUCUUUUUAAUAGGGAUCAUAGACAUGAAGAGAAAACGGCCAAAGCUCAAGACGUUGCUGAUUGAUGGAUAUUAUGAAAUUCUUUUUUUUUUUCAGGGCGCCCUCUUCCUGGCCUCGGCCGGCCUGUAUCUGUGCAGCCGGGAAGAGUACCUGGGAUUCCUGGUAGUGUGUCUUGCUCUCAGCUGGGUGAACCUGCUCUACUUCUCCAGGGGAGACAUACACAUGGGCAUCUACAGCAUCAUGAUACAGAAGAUGAUCCUCAGUGAUAUCCUGCGCUUUCUGUUUGUAUAUGUCGUGUACCUCUUUGGAUUUUCAGCAGCGGUGGUCACCCUCCUCAUAGAACCUCCUGUGAAAAACAAUACUCUAACUAAGGAGAGGAGUCUCUUUACCCCUGUUGCCUCUGAUGAGAGCUGUGUAAAACCCACCUUCAGAAACAUCUCCUACACCACUCUGCAGCUCUUCAAGUUCACCAUCGGCAUGGGUGACAUGGAGUUCACUGAGCACUACAGGUACAAGGAGGUCUUCUACGUGCUCCUCAUUGGCUACAUCAUUCUCACCUACAUCCUGCUGCUCAACAUGCUCAUCGCCCUCAUGAACCGCACUGUGGAGAGGACCGCCAUGGAAAGCACCAGCAUCUGGAAGCUACAGAGGGCUAUCACUAUCUUAGACAUGGAGAAAAGGCUGCCAUUCUGUCUGAGGAGGAGGUUUCGCUGUGGGGUGGAGAAAAAUCUUGGCACUGCUCUCGGAAAUGACCUUCGCAGGUGUUUCAGAGUGGAGGAAGUCAACUGGAACAAAUGGAACAUCAACCUGGGCAAAAUCAAUGAGGAUCCUGGGUGCUGGGAUCGUGUCCAACAGCCUGCUUCUGACACUGACACACUGCCAAAUAGAUCAAACAGAGGGAGGAGCUGGAGAGGCUUAUUCAAGUUGGAGAGCAGUCGGCAGCAGCGGCAGACAUAUCAGUCCACAGAGAUGGAUCCUCUGAGAACCACACCAGUCUAACUGACAGCAGGGAGCUUCACUGUGGCUGCUCAGCCUGACUGAUCUGAGCAAUGAGGCAUUCAAACUUAAAGACAGUAUUCAGUUUCAGUUCCCAAGAAAUUUCACUUCCCAAUGUGUGAUCUGUCUUCCUGACUGACAGAUACUCCAAUGUCAGCAUGGAUUUUAACUGUAGCCUUUGAGACAACAUUCACUGACAUUAGCGGUGCUAGAGGAUACUGUUGACAUUUGUUUAACUGGCUGAUAAAAUGGUGUUAAAAAAAAAAGAAUUUAUCACAGCUGAAUGCUACAUCAAGUGCUGCUUAAUUUCCAAAGAAAUCAUGCAUUUGAAAUACAUUAAACAUUGAAUCCAAA
Scatophagus argus is the source of this 3614-nucleotide messenger RNA. It is a transcript of the gene trpv1, whose product is annotated as transient receptor potential cation channel, subfamily V, member 1. The record is from RefSeq and is a predicted model, not a curated record. The transcript is spliced from 16 exons. Gene Ontology annotation, biological process: calcium ion import across plasma membrane. Lineage: Eukaryota; Metazoa; Chordata; Actinopteri; Scatophagidae. Gene Ontology annotation, molecular function: protein binding; calcium channel activity. Gene Ontology annotation, cellular component: membrane. Bases 885 to 3263 code for a protein of 792 amino acids.